Molecule: messenger RNA, 1267 nt
Organism: Impatiens glandulifera
Lineage: Eukaryota; Viridiplantae; Streptophyta; Magnoliopsida; Ericales; Balsaminaceae
Product: delta(12) acyl-lipid conjugase (11E,13E-forming)-like
Exons: 2
Coding region: 32-1189 (385 amino acids)
Biological process (GO): lipid metabolic process
Molecular function (GO): oxidoreductase activity, acting on paired donors, with oxidation of a pair of donors resulting in the reduction of molecular oxygen to two molecules of water
Source: RefSeq, a predicted model, not a curated record
CUUGAAACAGAGAUACAUUCGUAUAAACAAGAUGGGAGAAGUUGGACAUAGUAUGAAGAAUCGAACAAGAACCAAGUCUGAGGAGAAGUUGCAAUCAUCUAAAACAAGAGUUCCUCAUGAAAAACCUCCAUUUACACUAAGUGAUCUUAAGAAAGCCGUCCCACCCCAUUGCUUUGAACGUUCUCUUGUUCGAUCUUUCUAUUACGUUUUUCACGAUCUCGCCAUCUUAUCCUUUUUAUAUUACGUCGCCACUUACAUACCCUUCCUACCCCAAUACUAUCGUUUUGUAGCAUGGCCUUUGUAUUGGGUUUGUCAAGGUUGUGUUCAACUCGGUAUAUUGGUCAUUGGUCAUGAAUGCGGUCACCAUGCCUUUAGCGAUUACCAAUGGGUGGACGAUACCGUCGGUUUCUUCCUUCACUCGUCACAAUUGAUCCCGUUCUUCUCGUGGAAAUAUAGUCACCGCCGCCAUCACGCAAACACGGGUUCAAUCGAGCACGACGAGGUCUUCCCGACGAAAUCUAAAUCCGAACUCCCGUGGUUCGCGCAAACAUUGGUAAACCCUGUGACCCGACUAGUCACGCUAGUCGGCUCGUUAUUAGUUGGGUGGCCGUUGUACCUAAUCUUCAACAUGAACGGGCGCGUAUACGACCGGUUCGCGUCCCAUUACGACCCUCGAUCCCCGAUCUUUAACAAACGCGAGAGGCUUCAAAUAUACAUUUCCGAUGCUGGGGUCAUGUUGACUUCCUUCAUCUUGUAUAAGAUCGCCGCUGAGAAGGGAUUCGUUUGGUUGGUGUGCGUUUAUGGUGUGCCGUAUUUGAUUCUAAACGCGUUUAUUGUGACGAUCACGUUCCUGCAACACACGCACACGACGUUGCCACAUUACGAUACGUCCGAGUGGAAUUGGCUGAGGGGAGUCCUAGUGACGGUUGAUCGUGAUUAUGGGAUAUUGAAUAAGGUGUUCCAUAAUAUAACGGAUACUCACUAUGUCCAUCAUUUGUUCACAACUAUGCCCCAUUAUCAUGCGAAAGAGGCUACGGAGGCGGUUAAGCCGAUAUUGGGGGAUUACUAUAAGUUUGACAGCACGCCGUUUUUGAAAGCAAUGUGGAGGGAGGCGAGCCAGUGUAUUUAUGUUCAACAGGACGUGGAUGGCAAGAGCAAGGGAGUUCAUUGGUACAAUAACAAGUUUUAAAGAGGAGGAGAUUCUCGAUGCUGCUGUUUAGUUUGUGUUGUGUUUUGAUGUCUUGUCUUUGUGUUGUGUUGUGUCGUG